Anoplophora glabripennis (Asian longhorned beetle) is the source of this 569-nucleotide messenger RNA. RefSeq lists its product as uncharacterized. Lineage: Eukaryota; Metazoa; Arthropoda; Insecta; Coleoptera; Cerambycidae. The record is from RefSeq and is a predicted model, not a curated record. The coding region runs from base 12 to 569 and encodes 185 amino acids. The transcript has 5 exons.
UCAUAAAAACAAUGGAUGACAUCGACGAAAAAGUAUUAUCCAUUGUUCAACCACAAAUGGAACCACUAAAAAAUAUUUACGAUAGUGACAGCAAGUUUGAAGAUAAUGAGCCUUCAGUGCAAAUAGAGAAACAAAUAGAAAAUCCUAGUUCAUCAGCUUUCGAGGAUAAUCUGGAGUAUAUAUAUAUUGUGUCUGAUGAUGGCCAUGAAAAUUUUGCAAGCACUUCUGCUCCAACCACUGCUGAAAAAGAGUUGCCAUUCAAGGAGAACUUGGUAACUACUCCUAGUAAGCAAGAUAAGGAAAACAAUUUUAACAUUGCAAAUGGUCAACAAUCCUGGGUAACAAGAAAUACACCAACUAUAAAAAACAAAAAGAAGACUGCUGUUGUGGAAGCAAGAGAAAAUAUCGCCUUAUUGGCUUCUAAUAAGUCAAGUUUAGUGGAAAUGGAGAAGUCUUUGCUUCUAAGUAAACAUGAAGAGGAGAUGAAAUUAUUGAAACUAAAAAUAGAAAAUGAAGAAAAGCGGUCUCAAGUAUUACAAGCAAAAUUACUAUAUUACAAAAACAAAUAA